This is a messenger RNA of Beta vulgaris subsp. vulgaris (sugar beet), 1052 nucleotides long. RefSeq names its product salicylic acid-binding protein 2. Bases 121 to 921 code for a protein of 266 amino acids. Gene Ontology annotation, biological process: jasmonic acid metabolic process; salicylic acid metabolic process. The record is from RefSeq and is a predicted model, not a curated record. The transcript is spliced from 3 exons. Lineage: Eukaryota; Viridiplantae; Streptophyta; Magnoliopsida; Caryophyllales; Amaranthaceae. Gene Ontology annotation, molecular function: methyl salicylate esterase activity; methyl jasmonate esterase activity; methyl indole-3-acetate esterase activity.
ACGAGUUCAUAAAGAUGUAGCGGUGUCCACAUCGAGAACUCAAAGAGAAGUUCAUUAUAUAUUAAUGGGGUGUUAUUAAAACUUCCGCAGAAUCCAAAGAGAAGGUAAAGAGUUAGAGAAAUGAGAGACUCCAGCAAGAAAGUAGGCAAACAUUAUGUGCUAGUACAUGGGGCUUGUGGUGGAGCAUGGUGCUGGUACAAGGUUAAGCCACUGCUCGAGGCGGCUGGCCACCUUGUGACGGUGCUCGACAUGGCGGCGUCAGGGGUCAACCUCAAAAAGAUCCAUGAACUUCAAACUCUACGCGAUUACUCUGAGCCGUUGAUUCAGUUGAUGGCAUCUCAACCUGAUGAUCAGAAGGUCAUUCUUGUUGGGCAUAGCUUUGGAGGGCUCAACUUAGCUAUGGUUAUGGAAAUGUUCCCUCACAAAAUUGAAGUUUCUGUUUUUGUUUCGGCUUUCUUGCCUGACACUGACCACACUCCUUCCUAUAUCUUUGAUAAGUUUGUUGCAAGUAUGCCAGAAAACGGCCAACAUUACUGGUUAGACACCGAAACCAAGUGCUUAGGUCACCCAGAGGAGGCCCUCACAACAAUGUCAUUCGGUCCAAAGUUUUUAUCUAAACUUUGUCAUUUGUCUCCUCAUGAGGACGUUGAGCUAGCUAUGACAUUGAAAAGGUCAUCUUCGUUGUUCCUUCAUGAUAUUAGCAAGCCGGAGGCGAAGUUAUCCAAGGAGAGAUAUGGAUCAGUAAGGCGUGUUUUUGUUGUGUGUGAAGAAGAUCAAGGAAUAUCACAAGAUUUCCAACGGUGGAUGAUUGAGAAUGAUGGAGUCAAAGAGGUGAAGGAGCUUAGAGGUUCAGAUCACAUGCCAAUGUUCUGCAUGCCCAAAAAACUCUCUGAUUGUCUGUUGGAGAUUGCUAAGAAUUGAUUAUUGUAUACUUCAUAGAACUUUUUUUUUAUUGUAACGCAAUUGACGAUUACAUUCAUGUCUGUGAACUAGAGAAUCUAAUGUAUUCCUUGGGUCCUUCCGUCUUAAUAAAAAAAUGUUCGUAUUCAUUA